CCGACAUAAUACCAUAGAAGAAGAAGGUUAUUUCGUUCGAGGAACGUCACCUGCGUCUGUAAGGUGUUCUGAAACCAGGGAAGGGAUGACCGGCCAGACGGAGGCUGAUAUACCUGAAACGGGAGCAGUCUUCACCUUUGGGAAGAGCAAGUUUGCUGAUAAUGUGCCCAGUAAAUUCUGGCUGAAGAAUGACCAUCCAGAGGAAAUCUCAUGUGGGGGGGAUCACACUGCUGUCAUAACAGGCCAUGGCAGGCUUUUCAUGUUUGGAAGUAAUACCUGGGGUCAGCUAGGACUGGGGUCAGAGAUCAAUGUCAACAUCAACAAGCCCACCGCUGUGAAAGCGUUGAAGUCUGAAAAAGUUAAGUUUGCAUCAUGUGGGAGAGACCACACAAUAGUGUGCACAUGGAGUGGGCGUGUUUAUGGUGCUGGCAGUAACCAGGAGGGGCAGCUUGGUUUGGGACACUGUGACGACACAAACACCUUCCUCCUGCUUCAUCCUUUCUCUGACCAUGCACCAAUCAAAAUGCUUGCUGCUGGCUGCAACACCUCAGCUGCCCUGACAGAGGACGGCAGGCUGUUCAUGUGGGGUGAUAACUCUGUGGGCCAGAUCGGUCUGGGCACAGAGAGCUACAUCUCAGAGCCCAGAGAUGUGAUGGUGGGACAGCCAGUGGCCUGGGUGUCUUGUGGAUACCACCACUCAGCGUUUGUCACAGUGGAUGGGGACCUCUACACGUUUGGGGAGAGUGGGAGCGGAAGACUGGGUGUAUUCCCAGACCAGCUAGCCAAUCACAGAGUCCCUCAGCGUGUGGAAAGCAUCCAGGACCCGGUCAUCCAAGUGUCCUGUGGAGGGGAGCACACAGUGGCACUCACAAAGGACAAUGUGUAUGCAUUUGGGCGGGGGCAGCAUGGGCAGCUAGGCCAUGGGACCUUCCUGUUCGAGGUACCUUUGCCAAAAGCACUGGACCACUUCCGGAAUGGCAGAGUCAGUCACGUAACCUGUGGAGAGAACCACACUGCAGUGAUCACAGACAGUGGGAUUCUAUACACCUUUGGGGACGGUCGCCAGGGUAAACUAGGACUGGGGGAAGAGAACUUCACCAACCAGUUCAGACCAACACUGUGCCCACGCUUCCUCAAAUACAGUGUCCAGUCAGUAAGUCAAGUAGUGUCUAAGUCUAUGUUCGUGCACCUGCUAAUACUGUGUAUGUGUGUUCAGGUGGCAUGUGGCGGCUCUCACAUGCUGGUGCUGGCUAUGCCCAGACUCCCAGAGGUUGAGGAAGUGGUGAUAGAGGAGGAUGAUGUUACAGAGAGCAUUCUGGAGUCUCUGGAGACCUACACCGAGCUGCUCCUGAUGGACCCCUCCUUCCUGAUGCCCAACCCACAGACCACACCUCCUCUCUGGACCCUGUCUGCUAGGGCCCGCCGCAGGGAGAGGGAGAGUUCUCCAGAGCAGUUUGGCCAGAUGUUCCGUAACCUUCCGCCUCUGAUGUCAGGCUUCCUCAACGCCUCCCUGCCCCUGUCCAGAAAUAUCCGCAUCUCCAGAACACCAUCUGAAGACCCCUGCACCUCCUCACUGUCCUCCAAUCCCUCCUCAAACGACCCCCCCAGCCCCUCACGCUCCCUUAAAUCCAGAUCCAAAACCCCAUUAACACCGUCACCCAAGUUCAUAUUCCCAGACCCUCCUAGCCCUUCACUCUCCUCCAAGUUCUCCCCUAAGAAGAGGCCCAGCCCCUCAAAAUCCCCCAAAUAUGCAUCUAAAGAACACCUCACCCCCCCACAGUCCUUUAAAUCCACACAUAAACUCAUCCCCACCCCCUCAGUGUCCCCUAAACCCUCCUCUGUAAAGCCCACAGAUGACAACCAAUCCCCCAAAACGCUGUCUGAGGGUCCCACCACACCACAGACAGAGAGGACCAAGGACACUGUGAUAGAAGCAACUGACAGCCGGAUGCUCAUUGAGAAUUUGAAGAAGAACAUGGAUGAAGAGGACAAUAAAGACAUGUUGCCAGACCUGGCAUUACCAUCAGGGGGAGAUUUUGGCGAUGAGACUGGGACUACAUCUGCAGAACAGAAGGAUAAGGGACAUAAAAAGGGUCGGGCUCUGAGGAGAGCUGUUAAGGAGGCAGAAAUGGAGGUUGAACAAGCCCCGGCCAACAGGAAGCUGCAGCUACUUUCCCGUAAGGCCCUUCCUACCGAGCUUCUGAGAGGCUCCAGCUUGAGUUCAUUAAAGGCAGAGGGCACGCCCCCAAAGAGCCCCAAAUGCUUAAUGAACCCUCAGACCCCAGCCAGCGGCAAGGAAAACAUUGCCUUGACAGCAGAAAAUUCUGGCAUCAAAGUGAACACCAGUAAACUGACAGGUAGUAAUCUGCAAAGCACACGUAAAGCAGGGUCUAAACCAAUUUCACCAGCAAAGAAACAAAGCAAGUUAUCCGUAUCGAAACCUAGCACUCCUACACACAGCCAGAUCCAGAUAUCUGUGUCUAAACCCAGCACUCCAAAACAUGGUCAAAACAAACUGUCUGAAUCUAAACCCAGCACUCCAAAACAUGGUCAAAACAAACUGUCUGAAUCUAAACCCAGCACUCCAAAACAUGGUCAAAACAAACUGUCUGAAUCUAAACCCAGCACUCCAAAACAUGGUCAAAACAAACUGUCUGAAUCUAAACCCAGCACUCCAAAACAUGGUCAAAACAAACUGUCUGAAUCUAAACCCAGCACUCCAAAACAUGGUCAAAACAAACUGUCUGAAUCUAAACCCAGCACUCCAAAACAUGGUCAAAACAAACUGUCUGAAUCUAAACCCAGCACUCCAAAACAUGGUCAAAGUAAGCUGUCUGAGAUGAAUAAAGGUACAGAGAUGAAAGUUAAAGGCCCUGUAAAAGUUCAAGGUAAAGAGGCUUUCAAAGACCAGAAAUCUAAAAUUGCAGAGGAAUAUACUAAAACAAUUGAAGUUCAAAAUAAACCACUUCAAGAGAUCAUGCCCCCUCCAGUCAAAGUUAAAGGUAAACCUGUGGAAAAGGAAACAACUCCAAUUAAGGCUACUGCUGAAACCAUUCCUUUGAAAGUAAAGAGCAUUCCCAAGAAGAUUGUAGAUGAUAACAAACCAUCUGAAUGUAAAGGCACUCCAAUAAAAGGAAAAAAGAAGGCAAAAGAGGUGAAUGAAGAGAAGAUGGAAGAGUCUAUUACUUUCAACGAGUCAGGGACAAUAGUGGGGAACAAAAUGGCAGUUAAAGAUAAAGGCAAAGAAAAAGAAAGUGCACCCACCAAAACAAAAAAUGUGCCCAAACCAAAAGAUGUUGAAGCGAUACUAACUGAGAUAGAGGGAGCCCCAGUGAAACUGAAAAGCAAGCCGACAGAGGUUUCCAGCCAAGCAGUCUUAGUAGAACCUACCUCAAAGGCCAAAUCACCAGUCACAUCACUCUCAUUAUCAGAUGCACUACCUCAAAAUGCUGGAGAUAAGAAGUCAACAAAGUCACUGGUUGUCUGUCAGGUCAGGGAUAGAGUGGAGGUCCCAGGGGAAGAUGCCUUUGAUGAAUCCCAGAAGGGGAAGCCUAGCUGGGGAGGAUUUCUCAGCGAUGCAGCCUCUCUCCUUCCAGAUGUGGGGAUGGCGGGGACAGCCAUGGGGUUCCUGAGUGAGGCGGUGACGAGCGUGAGGGGGAUUCAGUCGGAGAGUGACACAGACACUUCUAUCCCUCCUCGGCGGUCCAGCCGGGUAGAGAGGUUCACCAAACAGAGCGCCAUCACCCAGCCUUCCUCCACAUCACCCUCUUCUUCAACAUCAGAUCCAAGCACAGCUGAGCAAAGCAAGAGGACUGACGCACGCAUCGGCACCCUCAGGAAUUCUGAUCAGGAAGUGGGGAGCAGGAUUAUUGAGAAGGACCCAGAAACCACAGAGGCUGCUAGUGAGAGGUCAGGGGGUCAGGCCAAGGUUGAUUAUGAUGAGAACUCUAGUAGUCAAAGUUCGGGAGCUGAGGAUGAUGAAGAUAAAGAGGGCGGAGAGGCAGAAGAAAAGAGUGAAGACAGCGAGGGUGCAGAGGCAGAAGAAAAGAGUGAAGAGAGCGAGGGUGCAGAGGCAGAAGAAAAGAGUGAAGAGAGCGAGGGUGCUGAGGCAGAAGAAAAGAGUGAAGACAGCGAGGGUGCAGAGGCAGAAGAAAAGAGUGAAGACAGCGAGGGUGCAGAGGCAGAAGAAAAGAGUGAAGACAGCGAGGGUGCAGAGGCAGAAGAAAAGAGUGAAGACAGCGAGGGUGCAGAGGCAGAAGAAAAGAGUGAAGACAGCGAGGGUGCAGAGGCAGAAGAAAAGAGUGAAGACAGCGAGGGUGCUGAGGCAGAAGAAAAGAGUGAAGACAGCGAGGGUGCAGAGGCAGAAGAAAAGAGUGAAGACAGCGAGGGUGCAGAGGCAGAAGAAAAGAGUGAAGACAGCGAGGGUGCAGAGGCAGAAGAAAAGAGUGAAGAGAGCGAGGGCGCAGAGGCAGAAGAAAAGAGUGAAGAGAGCGAGGGUGCAGAGGCAGAAGAAAAGAGUGAAGACAGCGAGGGUGCAGAGGCAGAAGAAAAGAGUGAAGACAGCGAGGGUGCAGAGGCAGAAGAAAAGAGUGAAGACAGCGAGGGUGCUGAGGCAGAAGAAAAGAGUGAAGACAGCGAGGGUGCAGAGGCAGAAGAAAAGAGUGAAGACAGCGAGGGUGCAGAGGCAGAAGAAAAGAGUGAAGACAGCGAGGGUGCAGAGGCAGAAGAAAAGAGUGAAGAGAGCGAGGGCGCAGAGGCAGAAGAAAAGAGUGAAGAGAGCGAGGGCGCAGAGGCAGAAGAAAAGAGUGAAGACAGCGAGGGCGCAGAGGCAGAAGAAAAGAGUGAAGAGGAUGCGGAGGCGGAAGAAGAAGAAGAAACGAGUGAUAGUGUGGGGACAGGUGAGGGGGAGGAGGAAGACGAGAGGUGUGCGAGUGAGGGGACAGGAGAGUGGGAACAGGGAGAGAAGAGUGAUAGUGAUGCGACUAUAAAGGGGGAGGAGAAGAGUGAUGGUGAGGGGACAAGUGAUGGGGAGGAGAGCAAAGAGAGUGAUUCUGAGGCAAGCCUAGUGGAGGAGGGAGAGGAGACGAGUGCACAGAGUGAGGGGGAAGGAGAAGAGGGCGAAAGUGGUUCUGGGACAAGUGGAGAGGAGGAGAUGAGUGAAGAAGAGUCCAGUGAUGAAGAGAGUGGGGAUAAAAAAAAAGAGGAAGAGGAGGAGAGCAAUUCGAGUGAGUAUGAAAAGGAGGAGAGUGGUGAUGAAUCAGGAAGUGAGGCUGAGCGCAAGAGUGAGGUAUCAGCAGAAGAGAAAGAAGAUAAACAAGCAGAAAAAGCAGAAAGUAAAGCCACUGAGUCAGCAGAGGAGGAAGGAGAGAACCAAGAAGAGGAAGAGAGUGGAGCAGAGGAGGAAGGAGAGAACCAAGAAGAGGAAGAGAGUGGAGCAGAGGAAGAAGGAGAGAACCAAGAAGAGGAAGAGAGUGGAGCAGAGGAGGAAGGAGAGAACCAAGAAGAGGAAGAGAGUGGAGCAGAGGAGGAAGGAGAGAACCAAGAAGAGGAAGAGAGUGGAGCAGAGGAGGAAGGAGAGAACCAAGAAGAGGAAGAGAGUGGAGCAGAGGAGGAAGGAGAGAACCAAGAAGAGGAAGAGAGUGGAGCAGAGGAGGAAGGAGAGAACCAAGAAGACGAAGAGAGUGGAGCAGAGGAGGAAGGAGAGAACCAAGAAGAUGAAGAGAGUGGAGCAGAGGAUGAAGGAGAGAACCAAGAAGAGGAAGAGAGUGGAACAGAGGAGGAAGGAAAGAACCAAGAAGAGGAAGAGAGUGGAACAGAGGAGGAAGGAAAGAACCAAGAAGAGGAAGAGAGUGGAGCAGAGGAGGAAGGAGAGAACCAAGAAGAGGAAGAGAGUGGAGCAGAGGAGGAAGGAGAGGGAGAGGAUAAGGAAGGUAGUGAAAGUAAAGAAAAUGAGGAGAGGGAGGAGGAGGCAGGCGUAAGUGAGGAGGAAGAAGAGGACGAGGGAAAGGAUGAAGAAAGUGGAGAAGGUGAGGAUGAUGCAGGAGAGGGGGAAGCACUUGAGGGUGAGGAUGAAAAGGAAGAUGAAAAGGAUGAGAACAACAAAGUUGAAGAGGGUGAGGAGGGACGAGAAGAUGAUGUGAAAGAAGCCAGGGGAGAGGAAGAGGUUGAAGGUGGAAAAGGUGAGGAAGAGGAGAAAGAAGCCAGGGGAGAGGAAGAGGUUGAAGGUGAGGAAGAGGAGGAGGAAGAAGAAGAAGAGGGAGACAAAGAAGCAGAAGGAGAAAAGGAAGGAGAGGAGGAGGAAGAAGAAAGACAGCAAGGAGAGUGGGAGGAUGAAGGAAAGGAAGAGGGUGAAGGGGAGGAGGAAGAAGAAGAGGAAAUUAAGAAUAGAGAAGAUCAAGGAGAAGGAAAGGAUGAGGAUAUGAAAGAAAGAGAAGAGAAUAAUGAGGAGAAGGCAGAGGAUGAGAGUGAAAAGGUGGAUGGUGAAAAACAGGAAGAGGAGAAAGAGGAAAGAGGAGUGCAUGAAGAGAGAGAUGAGGAAGCAAAUAAACCAGAAGAGGAAAGGGAGUGGCAAGAGGAGGAAGUGAAGGGAAAAAACAGGGAGGGGGAGGAGAAGGGGGGAGGUAAAAAAGAAGGGAAAGAAAAUAAGACAAGUGAUGGGGAGGUAGAACAAGAGGAGGAAGAAGAGGGCACAUGUGAACAGAAAGGGGAGAUGGAUGAGGAGGAAGGGGAAGAGGAGAAAGAAAAGGAGGAGAAAGAUAGUAAAGGAGAAGAAGAGGGGGAGGAAGACAGUAAAGGAGAGGAAGAGGAGGGAGAGGAAGAAGAGGGGGAGGAAGAAGAAGAGAGAAAAUCACAGAAAGGGAUAAAGAAAGGGUCACAGAGCGUACCACCUAAAGCAGCUCCCCCCAGCAGGAAAGGGAAGGAAGAGCCCCCAAUGGAGAAACCCAAACCACCAGCCCGCACCAAGCUGAGGACCACAGGGGGAAAACAGGCCAAUGGAACCCAAGAAUCCCAACAGUUCUGGAACAAUGUCUUACCCCAGUACCUGGAGCUGAAGUGAAAUAUACUGGACAUCAAUGGUUCCCAAUUUUAUUUGGGUCAGAACCCAUAACCUGACUGUUAAUAACAGCUGGAAUGGGUCUGGACCUCAGAAAACUAAGCCAGGUGCUCAAUAUACAGCACGACCCUACGUAAACUCCUUGAAUUUAAUCAAUAUCUGCAUACAAUUUACACAAUAUGCCCACUGUACUGUAAGGUACUAAACUGAGUGUACUCAUGCACUAUACUGUACUGAAUUGUAAUAUACAGAUAUUUGUAUUAAAUAAAGACAAAUUGAGAAUUUCA
Molecule: messenger RNA, 7341 nt
Organism: Oncorhynchus keta (chum salmon)
Lineage: Eukaryota; Metazoa; Chordata; Actinopteri; Salmoniformes; Salmonidae
Product: sushi-repeat-containing protein SRPX-like
Exons: 13
Coding region: 86-7057 (2323 amino acids)
Source: RefSeq, a predicted model, not a curated record